Mugil cephalus (flathead mullet) is the source of this 3753-nucleotide messenger RNA. RefSeq names its product SNF related kinase a (gene snrka). Gene Ontology annotation, biological process: intracellular signal transduction; protein phosphorylation; microtubule cytoskeleton organization. The record is from RefSeq and is a predicted model, not a curated record. The coding region runs from base 346 to 2931 and encodes 861 amino acids. The transcript has 8 exons. Gene Ontology annotation, cellular component: cytoplasm. Lineage: Eukaryota; Metazoa; Chordata; Actinopteri; Mugiliformes; Mugilidae. Gene Ontology annotation, molecular function: protein serine/threonine kinase activity; ATP binding; tau-protein kinase activity.
AGGAUACAACCAUUGCUAUUAGAGCCGCCGUUGCCAACGAUGCGAUGCCUCGUCUCACGGAUAAACCCGGGGCAUAGGCACCUCCCGAGAGCCGCGGUAAUUUAUAAAGAGGCUGUGCCGUGCUGGGAUAAGCCUCUUUUAGUCCGUCCCAGAAUUACCCGAGGGACCCGGAGUAGUCUGACCGCGGAGCUUUUAUGUUUCCCGAAGACGAGCUGGGGAGGAUGUUGGAGCCAUGGGUUUCUCCUUCAGCCUUCAAUGAACUGAAAUAAGCUGGAUCCACACAACUCGGCCAACCUGCCCCUGCCCACAGCGGGGGCUCCCCUGUCCCCAUCACCCUCUCCUGUUAUGGCAGGCUUCAAGCGGGGCUACGAUGGCAAGAUCGCGGGCCUGUACGACCUGGACAAGACACUGGGCCGUGGCCACUUUGCCGUGGUCAAGCUGGCGCGCCACGUCUUCACUGGGGAGAAAGUGGCGGUAAAGGUCAUCGACAAGACUAAGCUAGACACCGUCGCGACAGGCCACCUCUUCCAGGAAGUCCGCUGCAUGAAGCUGGUCCAGCACCCCAAUAUUGUGCGCCUGUACGAAGUGAUUGACACUCAGACGAAGCUUUACCUCAUCUUGGAGCUAGGAGAUGGAGGGGACAUGUUUGAUUACAUCAUGAAACAUGAGGAGGGUUUGAACGAAGAGCUGGCUAAGAAAUAUUUCGCCCAGAUUGUCCACGCCAUCUCCUACUGCCAUCGACUGCAUGUGGUGCACAGGGACCUCAAGCCUGAGAACGUGGUGUUCUUUGAAAAACAAGGACUGGUAAAGCUCACAGACUUUGGAUUCAGUAACAAGUUUCAACCGGGGAAAAAGUUGACCACAAGCUGCGGAUCCCUGGCAUACUCUGCACCGGAAAUACUGCUGGGAGAUGAGUAUGAUGCUCCAGCCGUAGAUAUCUGGAGUCUCGGUGUGAUCUUGUUCAUGUUGGUAUGUGGGCAGCCACCUUUCCAGGAAGCCAACGACAGUGAGACCCUCACCAUGAUCAUGGACUGUAAAUACACUGUACCGGCCCACGUCUCCGGCGCCUGCAAAGAUUUGAUAGAUCGAAUGCUUCAGAGGGACCCCAAGCGGCGAGCGUCCCUGGAGGAGAUCGAGAGCCAUGCCUGGCUGCAGGGGGUCGACCCGUCUCCAGCCACCAAGUACAACACUCCUCUGGUCUCGCACAAGAACCUGUCGGAGGAGGAACACAACAGCAUCAUCCAGCGCAUGGUGCUGGGAGACAUAGCCGACCGGGAGGCCAUAGUCGAGGCCCUGGAGACCAACAAAUACAACCACAUCACAGCCACAUACUACCUGCUGGCCGAGAGGAUCCUGAGGGAGAAGCAGGAGAAGGAGGUCCAGACCCGCUCCUCCAGCCCCAGCAACAUCAAAGCCCAAUUCAGGCAGUCUUGGCCGACCAGAGUGGACAUGCACCAGGACAUCGAGGACAGUCUGGCAGCUUCGUCCAUCUCCCACGCCGGCGGCCCCCAGUCCCCCGCUCGCAGCGCGGAGAAUCUGCUCAACGGACAUCGCUCCAAAGGCAUGCUGGAGCUGAGCCGACGGGAAGAAACCGUGACCGACUCCGCGGGAGCACCGGCGCAGGUUGCUGCCAGCUCUGGGUCCGGGACCAGCAGGACCCCCGCUCCCUCUACAUCAGGAGCAGCCAAGCAGAGAACCUGUCUGUUCAGGGUGGAGGAGGAUGAAGAGGAGGAGGAAGAGCAGGACCCCUCUCCGCUCCCGACGCAGGUGAUUCUGCGACGCAAGCCCCCCUCCAUCACCAACCGCCUCACCUCCAGGAAGAGCGCCCCGGUCCUCAACCAGAUCUUCGAGGAGGAGGGCGAGUCGGACGACGACUUCGACAUGGACGAGGGUCUGCCCCCUAAGCUCAGCCGCCUCAAGAUGAACAUGGCCGGCAACGCCGGCAGCCUGAGCUCCGGGCCCGGCUCCUCCUCGUCCCCGGGGUCCACGCAGAAGCGCUACCACCGGCGCAAGAGCCAGGGGAGGGGGUCGUCGUGCUCCAGCUCCGAGACCAGCGACGACGACUCGGAGAGCCACCGGAGGCGCCUGGAUAAAGACUCGGGGUUCAACUACAGCUGGAACAGGAGGGACAGCAGCGAGGGGCCGCCCGGCAGCGAGGGGGGGAACGGGGGAGGCAGCAGCUCGGGGCAGGGGAAACCCCCGGCGGAGGGGGGUGGCUCCUCGGGCCCAGACAGGGGUAGCCCUCCUGGUAACGGAGGAGGGGAGUGCGGUGGCGGCGGAGGAGGGGGGAGUGGAGGGGGAGGAGGAGGGGGUAAUAAAGGACAGGACAGCCCCUCCAGUUGUUGUCACAACAGUAGCACUACUAACCCGGCCCUCACCUCCCUGUCCCGGUCGUCCCGCACGGCGAGCCGCGGCACGGAGCUGGUGGAGAGCCUGAAGCUGAUGAGUCUUUGCCUGAGCUCACAGCUGCAGCACGGUCGCAGCGGGCGGGGGGGUCGAGGGGGAGGGGGCGGAGGAGGAGGAGGGGGCAAGUUCAUCAUUGACCCUCGCAACCUCUCAGGAGGGAGCGUCAAAAUCCAGGAGAAAUCCGCCUGGAGGAUGUGCAUCGGUUCUACCGGGAGCCUGGACACCAUCACCCUCCCUACCACCACCACCGGCCCGCCUCGCACCCACGCUGCGCAGAACAACCACCACCACCAUCACCACCACCACCACCACCACCACCACCGCAAAGCACCGCACGGCCCCCCAGGCCUGCAGGAAAGGCCGAGCAGCAGGGACGCUCACAGCAACCUGAGCGCCCUGAAAAACGGCGUGCUCCAACUACCUCUGUGUGAGAAGACCAUCUCGGUCAACAUCCAGCGGGCCGGCGGCCCCAGAGAAGGUCUGCUCUGUACCUCAGCUCCAGCCAGCUGCUGCCAGGUCAUCUGAAGCUCUGACCCCCCGUGGACCAGCACCACGCACAGCUCUCACACCUCCCCAUGCAUCUAAAACCCCCCUCCCCCCCCCCCCCAUCUGUCUGGUGUUUACUGUAGCAGGUAGCUGACCUCGCACCACACCUCAAGUCCGUCUCUUUGUUUUGUUCAUUUUUUUCUUUUUCACUGGAUUUGACUGUUUUUAACGUCAGUUCUUGUUUUAUCCUUAAUUUUAUUUUUAAUUUUUUUAAGAAUCUGCUGGUUUUUAAAACAUACUGAAAUGAGGAGGGUUUGGUUUUAAGGAAGGUUCAGACUUUGCAACGCAAGGGGCCAGAUUUAGGUUCACACCCGGCAAAUCGAUGAGACUCGGUAGAAUAUUAUUACAGCUGCUGUCACUCAUAGAUCUCAACCUACUGCUGUUUCAGAACCAUGAACGGAUGUUUGCUGUGUGACGUGGGGACGUGAUGCACGUGACUGACACCAUAGUUUUUAAUGAGUCGCAUUUUACUUAUAAUAAAUACUUUAAUUUCUUAUUUAGCUAACAGCUACAAGGACAGAAUAUUUCAUAGUUUAAUAUUUUACUUGUCCUCCUGUACCUAAAGCUGGCCCCUUGUGAACGGUUUAGAUGUUAAUGCAAAGUCUUUUUUGUUUUAAGCCAUGAUGGAGCGUUAGAUCCUCUGUGACAAACAUCAUAAAGAGCACAUGUUGCUACAUUUUAAGAAGAUGAAGUGAUUACCAAAGUUUUAUCCGUUUUACAAAAUUCACAAUUAAGAAAGAAGUGUUUUGAGUAAUGAAGUCAUACCUUGUAGAAAAUGUUAAUUAAAUUUGAGAUUAAGUA